Phaethon lepturus (White-tailed tropicbird) is the source of this 1394-nucleotide messenger RNA. Its product is annotated as medium-chain specific acyl-CoA dehydrogenase, mitochondrial. Gene Ontology annotation, cellular component: mitochondrion. NCBI's taxonomy places the organism in Eukaryota, Metazoa, Chordata, Aves, Phaethontiformes, Phaethontidae. Bases 1 to 1245 code for a protein of 414 amino acids. The transcript has 11 exons. Gene Ontology annotation, molecular function: flavin adenine dinucleotide binding; medium-chain fatty acyl-CoA dehydrogenase activity. The record is from RefSeq and is a predicted model, not a curated record. Gene Ontology annotation, biological process: fatty acid beta-oxidation; medium-chain fatty acid catabolic process.
AUGCUCCGAACCAUUGCAGGGCAUGGAUGGAGAUCACGUUCUAGUAAACCUGCUCAAAAUGUACAUACAAGCAAACCUGGAGCUGGCUUUAGCUUUGAACUUACUGAUGAACAGAAGGAGUUUCAAGCUACUGCUCGUAAAUUUGCUGUGGAGGAAAUUAUUCCUGUUGCUGCACAAUAUGACAAAACUGGAGAGUAUCCUCUUCCGCUCAUAAAACGAGCUUGGGAACUUGGUCUUAUAAAUUCACACAUACCAGAAAGUUGCGGUGGUCUUGGCCUUGGCAGUUUUGAAGCAUGCCUUAUUACAGAAGAGCUAGCUUAUGGAUGUACGGGGGUCCAAACUGCCAUUGAGGCAAACUCCCUAGGGCAAAUGCCAGUAAUCAUUGCAGGAAAUGAGCAGCAGCAGAAAAAAUACUUAGGAAGAAUGACAGAGGAACCAAUGAUGUGUGCUUACUGUGUAACAGAGCCUGGAGCAGGCUCUGAUGUGGCUGGUAUAAAAACAAAGGCUGAGAAGAAAGGAGAUGAAUAUGUUAUUAAUGGCCAGAAGAUGUGGAUCACAAAUGGUGGGAAAGCAAACUGGUAUUUUUUGCUAGCUCGUACCAAUCCGGAUCCAAAAGCUCCUGCAAGCAAAGCCUUUACUGGAUUCAUUGUGGAAGCAAAUAGCCCUGGAAUCCAAAUUGGAAGAAAGGAAAUGAAUAUGGGUCAGCGCUGCUCUGAUACAAGAGGUAUUGUCUUUGAAGAUGUGAGAGUCCCAAAAGAAAAUGUAUUAAUAGCUGAGGGAGCUGGCUUUAAAAUCGCAAUGGGAGCUUUUGAUAAGACCAGACCACCUGUAGCAGCUGGUGCUGUUGGGUUAGCAAAAAGAGCACUCGAUGAAGCUACUAAAUAUGCUUUGGAGAGAAAAACCUUUGGGAAACCAAUUGUUGAACACCAAGCGGUGUCUUUCAUGCUCGCUGAAAUGGCAAUGAAAGUGGAACUGGCUAGGAUGGCUUACCAGAGAGCUGCGUGGGAAGUCGAUGCUGGCCGCAGGAAUACCUACUAUGCUUCCAUUGCAAAGGCGUUCGCUGGUGAUGUUGCAAACCAAGUAGCUACGGAUGCAGUGCAGAUUUUUGGAGGAAAUGGAUUUAAUACUGAAUAUCCUGUAGAAAAACUAAUGAGAGAUGCUAAAAUCUACCAGAUUUAUGAGGGAACUGCUCAGAUUCAAAGGAUGAUCAUAGCUCGUGAACAUGUUGGCAAAUACAAGGCUUAAAGAAAUGUAUCAAGCACUUCUGGCACUGCUGUGGUGUUCUGUGUUCUCAUGGAAGAGGAUUUUAGUGCAUUUCUUAAUACAAUUAGAUAGGUGUGGAAAAAACCCCUUUUCCUUCAAAAUCUUUUACUUGCAUACAUGAUUAAGCACUG